AUGAGUAGACGAGACUUCUUGUCCAUGCCCGCGCCCGAGAACUAUGUAGCUGGUCUCGGGCGAGGUGCCACUGGAUUCACAACUCGAAGUGAUCUGGGUCCGGCGCGUGAAGGUCCUUCUGAGGAGCAGAUGAAGGAGAUGCUAGCAAAGCGCGCUGCGUCCCUCGGUCAAGCUGCGCCCUCUGCAUACGGCGUGACAGAGAAGAAAGAGGAGGAAGACGACGAGGCAGAUAGAUUCCAGGACCCCGACAACGAGGUCGGCCUGUUCUCAAGCGGCAUGAACUACGACAAGGACGACGACGAGGCAGACAGGAUCUAUCAGGAAGUAGACGAGAAGAUGGACAAGCGGCGGCGAGCCAGAAGGGAAGCUCGCGAGCAACAAGAACGAGACGAUUACGAGAAGAACAACCCCAAGAUCCAAUUACAAUUCGCCGACCUCAAGCGCGCGCUGAGCGGCGUCUCCGAGGAAGAAUGGGCAGCGCUGCCCGAGGUGGGAGACAUGACAGGAAGAGCGAAGCGCGCAAGAGAGGCCCGCAUGGCGAAUGCGCGAUCAUAUGCGGUGCCUGACAGCGUUCUGUCGGCGGCCUCCAGGUCCGGGGAGCUCGAGACGUCAAUCUCCACAGAGGACGCCAGUUCUGGGACAAUGACUAACUUUGCAUCCAUUGGUGCUGCACAGCAGUCUGCAUUGCAAGUCCGACUCGAUUCGGCAGCAGCAUCCAGCGGCUCUGGCACACAGACAACAGCAACAUCGGGCACCGCGACCGUCGAUCCAAAAGGCUAUCUCACGGCGUUGGAUAAGAAGGAGAUGCAGGGCGGCGAGGUACCCGUGGAAGACAUCAAUCGAGCGCGAGUGCUGCUGGAAUCUGCGGUCAAGACAAACGUCACCAAUGGCCCUGGUUAUGUUGCGCUAGCUCGUUUGGAAGAAGUCGCGGGCAAGAUUCACACUGCAAAGAAGGUCAUCCAGAAGGGUUGCGAGAUGUGUCCAAAAUCAAUAGUCGUAUGGGAGGAGGCCAUCAGAUUGAACCGCGAGCAGCUUCACAACGCGAAAAUCAUUGCGGCGAACGGCAUCAAGCUCAAUCCCAAGGCUAUUGUUCUAUGGAAGGCAGCAAUCGAUCUUGAGCAGACGCCAGCUGCUAGGAAGAAGGUAACUCGACAAGCGCUGGAUCACAACCCUCAGUCUGUAGAGCUGUGGAAGACGUUGAUCAACGACACAGAGGACAUCGAGAACGUGAAGCUGUUAUUUGCGAAAGCUACAGAAACAGUGCCACUGUCAGAAGAGCUUUGGAUAUCCUACGCACGUGUGAGCGACGCAGAUGCAGCCCAACAAGUCCUGAACAAAGCGCGUAAGGCCAUUCCUACCAGCUGGGCCAUCUGGGUGCAGGCUUGCCGAUUGCAAGAAGAACUCGGGAAGGUCGAUAUCUGCGACAGGAUCAUGGAGCGUGCUGUCAAGGCUUUGGUCAAGGAGAAUGCUAUGAUCAAGCGCGAGGAGUGGCUGACACAGGCUGAAAUCUGUGAAGAGGAGGGUGACAAGGUCACAGCAGCUUCGAUCGUGAAGGCGACCAUUGGCUGGAGCCUUGAUGAGGACGAUGAGCGACGCGACAUUUGGCUUGAAGACGCGAAGAGCAUCUCUAACAGAGGCCGCUAUGAGACCGCACGAGCGAUCCUCGGCCACUGUGUGUCUGUGUUUCCGUACUCGACGACUGUCUGGCACGCAUCUGCCGACCUCGAGAAGCACCAUGGAACUAGCGAGUCUCUACUCAGCGUUCUCGAGCGUGCCGUCAACGCCUGUCCCAACUCGGAAUCGCUGUGGCUGUUGUAUGCACGAGAAAGGUGGCAGGCUGGAGACAUCGAGGGUGCUCGUCAAGUCCUGGGUCGCUCGUUUGAGCAACUGCCUGGUAAUGAGAACCUCUACACACGAGCUGUUGACUUUGAAGCGGACGCUGGCAACUACGAGCAAGCGCGCAGUUUCCUCAAGGUCGCGCGAGACUCAGCCGCCACGGACCGCAUCUUCAUGAAAUCCGCAGUUCUCGAGCGUCAGCUCGGAGACUUCGAGACCGCAAUCGACAUCUGCAACCAGGGCCUGCAAAACUGGCCCGGCAGCUGGAAACUCCACGCCAUCAAGGGUCAAAUUUACGAGCAACUGUCCAAGCUCAAAGAAGCCCAAGAAGCCCUCAGCAUCGGCACACGCGCCGCCCCCAAGGCGCCCAUGCUGUACAUCCUGCUCGCUCGCAUCCAAGAAAGAACUGGCGCCGUCGUCAAAGCCCGCUCAACUCUGGACCGCGGUCGCCAACAGAACCCAAAAACCCCCGAGAUCUUAUGUGAAGCAGUCCGCCUCGAGCGCAGAAGAGGCGACAUCCCCGCCGCGCAGAAAGUCAUGGCCAUUGCGCUGCAAGAGUGUCCAACGUCAGGCCUGCUCUGGGCAGAGAAGAUCAUGCAUCUCGAGCCGCGCACGCAGCGAAAGCCACGAGCGCUGGAAGCCAUCAAGAAAGUCGAAAAGGACCCGCAACUCUUCGUCGUGGUCGCCCGCAUCUUCUGGUCUGAGCGCCGGCUCGACAAGGCGGCUACGUGGUUCACCAAGGCUGUCGUCUUGGAUCCGGAUUACGGCGAUGGCUGGGUGUGGUAUUAUAAGUUCCUCGAGCAGCAUGGUACCGAGGAGAAGAAGCUGGAGGUUCUGAGUAAGGCUGCGCUGGCGGAACCGAAGCAUGGCGAGAUUUGGCAGGGUGUUAACAAGGACACGAAGAAUGCGCGGUUGGGCGUUGAGGAGGUGCUCAAGCUGGCCGCGAGCAAGGCUGAGUAG
Didymella exigua CBS 183.55 is the source of this 2796-nucleotide messenger RNA. RefSeq lists its product as uncharacterized. The transcript has 2 exons. Lineage: Eukaryota; Fungi; Ascomycota; Dothideomycetes; Pleosporales; Didymellaceae. Gene Ontology annotation, molecular function: protein binding. Gene Ontology annotation, biological process: mRNA splicing, via spliceosome; spliceosomal tri-snRNP complex assembly. The coding region runs from base 1 to 2796 and encodes 931 amino acids. The record is from RefSeq and is a predicted model, not a curated record. Gene Ontology annotation, cellular component: U4/U6 x U5 tri-snRNP complex; catalytic step 2 spliceosome.